ACCCGCCCCCUGUCUGUCCCCUGCCUGCAGGGCCGGUAACAGGGAUCUUGUCCCCUCCAUGUGGCAGUUAUGUAGUAGAUAGGAUACAGUGGGAUACAGGUGACAGACCUGGCCAGUGUGACCUUACUCAUUGUGUAACAUGUCAGCUGCAGAGCAUUAAUAAGACACUGGCAGUGUGUGUGCUGCAGCCUGAGACCCCUCAAUGCCGUCACCUCCAUCAGUCACAUCAGUAUACAGGUUUAAAAUGUCAGAUGCCCGCUAGGUGGGUGCUACACUUAUAACGACCGCCACCCGCUGCAGAGACGCCAGGGUGUAUUAUAAAAUGCCAGUAUCAGAAGAGACUGACGUAACGUAUGUACCAAGAGUUUCUGCAGCAGCUGUGCCUGGGUCCACAAAUCUCCCUAUUUGCCAAUUGCAGGCCUGGUAUUUACUCUUAUUCUGUAGGCAACCUUAAUUUCUCCAUCCCGCCCGUAGGCUGCGGCAAUAAGACAUUAUUUUGUAUGUGUGCCAGCAGCCGUGCUGUUACUGUGCCCCAUGCUGUGUGCGAUGCCACCGUCCGCAUCAAUGCAGCAAGUAGGGGUGGGUAGCAUCCAGAAGCAGGCACAGGGAGAGCGGCACUUACUCCUCCAGGGGUCUUCCUCGCUCAUCCGCCCCAGGGGUUCCAAGAAUGUCAUCCUUCCUACACUGCAGAGGGUGUGGGUAGAAGGUAGGGGCUGUGGGUCUAGCAUGGCUGGAGACUCUGGUACUCCAUGUGGCUGCUCCCCUGCUGCUGCCUUAUUACGCGAUACAGCCCCCUUUUGACCCCCCCCCCAUCACUGGGCCUGCCUGAUUCCUGCCUUCUGUACCCUGCUACCCCUGCAUGUCUCCUGGGAAAUGAGUGCGUGACCUGUCAGCUGCUGGGACAGAGGAAUUCCAGCUGUGAGGAAACGGAGUCUUUAUUGCACGUCACAUGUUCUGUAUUCUCUCUGAAUAACUGAGGAUGGACAAGGACAGGAGUCACAGGACUAAGAGGAUAAUAAAAAUCACCCUUGAGAUCAUCUACCUGCUGACUGGGGAGGAUUACACAGUAGUGAAAAAGACAUCCGGUGAGUGUGAGACACCCAGCAGCCGCCAUCCUCAUGUGUCAGGAGGACUGAUUAGGACCCAGAGCCCCAUCACGGUGCCUCCACUCCACACACUGAUACAUGACACAGACAAUGACCAGAAGAUCCUGGAUCUCAUCAUCAAGAUCAUUCAGCUGCUGACUGGAGAGGUGCCUAUAAGGUGUCAGGAUGUCACUGUCUAUGUCUCCAUGCAGGAGGGGGAGUAUAUAGAGGAACACAGGGCUCUAUACAGGGACGUGAUGAUGGAGAAUCACCGUCCCCUCACAUCGCCCGGUAAGAGGAGACUGUCCUGUAUUGUACAGGGGAGAGCAGAUGGACCCAGUAACAGAGAUACUCCAGAGAGAUGUCCCCAUCCUCUGUAUUCCCAGGAUUGUACAGAGGAAAAUCACAGGAUCCCACAGGAGGAUCAGACUGAAAACCUGACUAAUGUUAAGGCAGAAGAUAUAGAGGGAGAAGAAGAGACGUAUGUGACUGAUAUAAAGGCAGAAGAUCUAGAAGGAGAAGAGACCUAUGUGACUGAUAUAAAGGCAGAACAUACAGAGGGAGAAGAAGAGACAUAUGUGACUUAUAUAAAGGCAGAAGAUAUAGACAAAGAAGGAGAGACGUAUGUGAGGAGUGAUCAACAGUGUAAGGAGGAGGAAAUCCCUACAGAUAUCAGCGCAGAAGAUGGACACAAAAGCAGGAACAUCUCAGAAGGACAUCUAAUGUUAUCCCCGGAUUGUGAAAUAAAAGAUGACAGUAGACAGGAUUCUCCAGGAGAUAAUCCCAUAACCCCAAUUAUACAUCCAUCUCGAUCAGCUGAUCCCCCUGAUUCUGGGGAAUGUUCUGUUGAUCACUCUAUUGGUGCAUCUGUUACUGCUCUGAGAGUAGAUACAGUGUUUCCCUGUUCUAUAGAUGCCAAAUGUUUUACACAGAACACAAAGCCUAUUACCCAUCAGCCAGCUAAGGCAGGUGAGAGGCCAUUCCCAUGUUCUGAGUGUGGGAAAUGUUUUACAUACAAAUCAAAUCUUAUUAUACACGAGAGAAUACAUACAGGCGAGAAACCAUUUCCAUGUUCUGAGUGUGGGAAAUGUUUUUCACACAAGUCAGCUCUGGUUAAGCAUCAGAGAACUCACACAGGUGAGAAACCAUUUUCCUGUUCCGAGUGUGGGAAAUGUUUUACACAGAUAUCAAAUCUAAUUAAACAUCAGAGAAGUCACACAGGUGAGAAGCCAUUUUCCUGUUCUGAGUGUGGGAAAUGUUUUCCAUACAAAUCAUAUCUUGUUAUGCAUGAGAGAAUACAUACAGGUGAGGGCCAACUUUCAUGCUCUGGGUGUGGGAAAUGUUUUACACACAAAUCUACUCUUGUUGCACAUGAGAGAAGUCACACAGGUGAGAAGCCAUUUUCGUGUCCUGAGUGUGGUAAAUGUUUUGCACGGAAAUCACAACUUGUUUCACAUCAAAAAAGUCACACAGGUGAGAAGCCAUUUCCAUGCUCUGAAUGUGGGAAAUGUUUUACACUAAAAACAGAUGUUGUUAAACAUCAGCGAACUCAUACAGGUGAGAAACCAUUUUCCUGUUCUGAGUGUGGGAAAUCUUUUACACAGAUAUCAAAUCUAAUUAUGCAUCAGAAAAUACACAGGUGAGAAGCCAUUUUCUGUUCUGAGUGGGAAAUGUUUUACAGUGAAAUCACAUUUUUUCACACAUGAGAAAAGUCAUGAGUGUGAGAAUUAAAUCAGCUGUUGUGUACAAUAAAUAUUGCACAGUGAGGAACCA
Messenger RNA from Pseudophryne corroboree (corroboree frog), 2858 nucleotides. Its product is annotated as oocyte zinc finger protein XlCOF8.4-like. NCBI's taxonomy places the organism in Eukaryota, Metazoa, Chordata, Amphibia, Anura, Myobatrachidae. The record is from RefSeq and is a predicted model, not a curated record. The transcript has 7 exons. Gene Ontology annotation, molecular function: DNA-binding transcription factor activity, RNA polymerase II-specific; RNA polymerase II cis-regulatory region sequence-specific DNA binding. Gene Ontology annotation, cellular component: chromatin; PcG protein complex; transcription regulator complex. Bases 980 to 2728 code for a protein of 582 amino acids. Gene Ontology annotation, biological process: regulation of transcription by RNA polymerase II; embryo development; urogenital system development.